This is a messenger RNA of Cylindrotheca closterium, 2652 nucleotides long. The record is from the annotation of a GenBank genome assembly. NCBI's taxonomy places the organism in Eukaryota, Bacillariophyta, Bacillariophyceae, Bacillariales, Bacillariaceae.
AUGAUGCCACUAAAGAAAAGCCGCAUGGCACUUUUGAUGCUGACGGUUCAGUUAUGUCAGCAAACGACAGCUUCCAAUCCAUUUAUAAAUACCCGAGCUACAUUCGUUUCUGGGGGUGCUACAAGGCCCACAAUGUUUGAGAAAAUAAAGGAUGUCGCAUCGACAGACAGUGAAGUCAUAUUCAUUCAAAAGCGGGGUGGAAGCCGAGAACCGCUCAAUCGCAGUAAGGUUUUCAAUUAUUUGCAAUCACUGGCUUCAGAUAUGACUCAAGACGGCACUGCAGUUACUACUGGAAUAAACCUGGAGGGAAUCACUGAGUCCAUCAUGAGAGGAAUGUAUCACAACGCGACCACGACUGAAAUCAAUACACUUGCUGCCGAAACAGCUGCCAGCAUGACCACACAGCACCUGUCCUAUGGACGCCUCGCCGCUCGAAUUGCAGUGGGACAAAAUCACAAAACAACGCCUUCCACUUUCACGGAGGCUAUGGAAAUACUCGAUCAAGAAACCAAAUACAUUAGCGACGAUGUUCUAAACUUGCUUCGUCGUCGGGGAGACGAAAUCAACAAUGAAAUUGUAAAUGAGCGAGACUUAGAUCUGACCUACUUUGGCUUCAAGACUCUGGAACGAUCCUACUUGCUAAAAAAUGAUGCGGGACGAAUCUUGGAACGACCACAAUAUCUAAUAAUGCGUGUCGCACUGGGAAUCCAUUGUACCGACUUGGGAGAAAUCACACAAGAAGAGGAGGACGAACGGUUGCAAGCUGCGUUCCAGACAUAUCAUAUGAUGAGCCAAGGGUUCUUCUCGCAUGCAUCACCAACUCUGUUUCACUCUGGUACUACACACCCGCAGCUUUCCAGUUGUUUCUUGGUCCAAAUGAGCGAAGACUCCAUUUCUGGUAUCUACGAUACGUUGAAGCGGUGUGCUGUCAUUUCAAAGGCUGCUGGAGGAAUCGGUCUCAGCGUCCAUAACAUUCGAGCACGGGGUACUCCCAUCAAGGGAACACGGGGAGUCUCCAAUGGGUUGGUGCCCAUGUUGCGAGUCUAUGAUGUGACAUCCCGGUAUGUUGAUCAAGGUGGGGGCAAGCGUCCUGGAGCAUUUGCUAUUUACAUUGAGCCGUGGCACGCCGAUGUUCUAGAUCUUCUCAACUUAAAAAAGAAUCACGGAAAAGAGGAACAGCGUGCACGAGAUCUAUUCUAUGGACUCUGGAUUCCAGACUUGUUCAUGAAGCGAGUGGAGAAUGAUGAAAUGUGGAGUCUCAUGUGCCCCGAUCUUACUCCGGGCCUAGCCGCAUGCCACGGAAAGGAAUUCGAAGAGUUGUACUGCAAGUAUGAGAAGGAAGGAAAGUUCGUUCGACAAUUGAGGGCCCGAGAUGUCUGGGCCGCAAUUUUGGAAUCGCAAAUUGAAACCGGAACUCCCUACAUGCUCUACAAGGAUGCGGCAAAUACAAAGAGCAACCAACAGAAUCUUGGAACGAUACAGUGCAGUAACCUGUGUACUGAAAUCAUUCAAUACACGGACAGCGAGGAAGUCGCAGUGUGCAACCUCGCCAGCAUCUGUCUGCCCAAGUUUGUUGUGUCCGACCGCGGACAGUUCGGAUCUGUGUCGCUGGAUUCGGGCAGAGCUUACUACGACCAUGAAGCCCUCCACCGUAUAACCAAAAUGGUCACUCGCAAUCUGAAUCGAAUCAUUGACAUCAAUUCGUACCCCAUCGAUGGCGCAAGAACUUCCAACAUGAAGCACCGGCCCAUCGGAAUUGGUGUCUCUGGAUUGGCGGAUGCCUUCAUUCGCAUGGGUCUUCCAUUUGCUUCUACCGAGGCACAAGAACUCAACGAAGCAAUCUUUGAGACCGUCUACCACGCUGCUUUGGAAGCGAGCAUCGAACUGGCCGAAGAGCAGGGAGCAUACGAGACCUUUGCUGAUAGCCCUGCAAGCAAGGGCCAGUUUCAAUUUGAUCUCUGGGGUGAACAGGCCGAUGGACUGCCCAGCAAGAGGGUUAGUCGAGAGCAAGGGGGACCAACUCUUUCGCACAAGUACCCAGCAUCGUGCGGGGAUAACGGAUACGACUGGGAGGGUCUUCGUAAGCGUAUGAUGUCCACAGGACUGCGCAAUUCCUUGUUGGUUGCGCCCAUGCCAACCGCUAGCACCUCUCAAAUCCUUGGGGUGAAUGAAUGCUUUGAGCCAUUCAGCUCGAACCUGUACCUACGUCGAGUGAAGGCUGGGGAAUUCAUCAUGGCAAAUCCACACAUGCUUCAAGAUCUCGUGGACAGAGGGUUAUGGACACCUGAAGUCCGAAACCAAUUGAUGCGCGACGGUGGGUCCGUCGCCAACAUUGACUCGAUUCCACCCAGACUGAAGGAGAUAUACAAGACGGUCUGGGAGAUAAAGAUGAAAAGUAUUAUCGACAUGGCAGCAGACCGAGGAAAGUUCAUCGACCAGAGUCAAAGUUUGAAUCUCUUCAUUGCUGAUCCAACUGUCGAUAAGCUAACUGCUAUGCAUUUCUACGCAUGGAAAAAGGGACUGAAGACGGGUAUGUACUAUCUUCGCACAAAGCCAGCAGUGAACGCUAUUCAAUACACCGUUGAAAACACGCUCCCGAGCACCAUACCAGUUGUUGAUGAAGAGGACGUCUGUGUGAGCUGUCAAUCAUAG